Capronia coronata CBS 617.96 is the source of this 4152-nucleotide messenger RNA. RefSeq lists its product as uncharacterized. Gene Ontology annotation, molecular function: calcium ion binding; protein binding. Lineage: Eukaryota; Fungi; Ascomycota; Eurotiomycetes; Chaetothyriales; Herpotrichiellaceae. The transcript has 3 exons. The record is from RefSeq and is a predicted model, not a curated record. Gene Ontology annotation, cellular component: cytoplasm; plasma membrane. Gene Ontology annotation, biological process: endocytosis; endosomal transport. Bases 1 to 4152 code for a protein of 1383 amino acids.
AUGUCGCCUGACUGUUCCAUCACAGGUCACCCAAACCUACAUCUUACGCCGGAAGAGAAAAGAGUGUACGCGCAGCUACUCAAAGAGGCGGAUCCUGAUGGCUUCGGUGCUGUCUCUGGAGACGUGGCUGUUAAGUUCUUUGAGCGAACAAAGCUGCCCGCAGAUGUGUUAGGACAAAUAUGGCAGAUUGCCGACGUUGAAAACCGUGGGUUUCUGACACCAGCGGGCUUCGGAGUCGUGCUACGAUUGAUCGGCCAUGCGCAAGCUGGCAGACCACCAUCGGCGCAGCUUGCUACGCAGACCGCGCCGUUACCGCGAUUCGACCCCAUUCAUGCUGAACAAACACCGCAACCACUCCCUCAGCAGACAACUGGACCUCCAGCCAGUCCAUCUCCACCAGGCCCGCCUCCCAUCCGAGUGCCUGCAUUGAGCCCGGACAAGAUUGCUGAGUAUUCGGCGUUGUUUGAAAAGUCGGGCGCCGAGAACGGUCUACUCCCUGGAUUGGUUGCCAAACAGAUAUUUGAAAAAGCAAGAUUGCCAAAUGAGGUUCUUGGGAGGAUAUGGAGUCUAGCUGACACACAGAAUCGUGGAAUCUUGGAUGUGACCGAGUUCGUGAUAGCGAUGCAUCUUCUGGCAUCCUACAAAUCCGGUCAAAUGCGAGGUGUCCCGAGUACACUGCCCCCAGGCCUCUAUGAGGCUGCCAGUCGUCGGCCUCCUCCUAGAGUCGGCAGUGGCUCGCGGCCGAGCUCCAGUGCAAUGGCCCAGCCGUUCGGGAGCUUCAAUGCUCGCCCACAGAGCCCCAUCACCAGGCAGCAAGCCAGCACUCCAUUGUCAGCGCAAUCAACUGGAGAUGGCUGGGCAAUCACCCCGGCUGACAAAGCUCGGUUUGAUGCGAUAUUUGCUACGGUUGAUCGUCAAGGCAAAGGAUAUAUUGAUGGAGAACAAGCGGUCGAGUUUUUCAGCAAUGCCAGACUCCCAGAGGAAAUCCUUGCGCAAAUUUGGGAUCUCGCCGACAUCAACUCGGAUGGACAACUUAGCAAGGAUGAAUUCGCAGUGGCUAUGUAUCUCAUACGCCAGCAGCGAGGUACGAAAGAUGGCCGAGGCAACCUCCCGUCUGCUCUUCCUCCGGCCCUUGUCCCGCCGAGUAUGCGAAGACAAAUCUUACCUCCGUCCCAGCCAACAGCACCAGCAUUCGAAACAGCUCCAGCAGCUACGAAACCUCGAUCGGCUGCUGAGGAUCUUUUCGGACUGGAUGCAUUCGAAGCCACAACGAGUGCGCCUGCGCCUGCUGCCGCACCUGUUCCAGCCCAGAUUCCCCCGCAGGUUGCUCAAUCAACUGGCGGCACUGAUGCCGGCCAUUUCGCAAAUCCUCCAGCCUUUGCAUCCCCUAUCCCCGCGCAAGCAACAUCAAGCACGUUCAAACCCUUUAUCCCCUCCAGUUCUUUUGGUCAGAGCAUCCUCCCCCAGUCGACAGGGUCGCCUGCUCCUAUCCAAGCCAAGUCACCCCCUCCGCCCACUGAUGACUUGCUUGGUGAUGCUGAUCCAGAGAUCAGCUCAAAACUCACCAAGGAAACUAGUGAAUUGGGAAAUUUGUCAAACCAGGUCAGUACCUUGUCAAAGCAAAUGACGGAACUUCAAGGGACCAAAAAGCAAGCGGAGCAAGAACUGUCAAACAGCACCGCCCAGAAACGCGUAUUCGAAGGAAGAUUGGCUCAACUCAGGUCUCUUUACGAGAAGGAGGUCCAAGAAGUCAAAGCUCUCCAAGAACAAUUGACAGCGGUGAAGAAUGAAACCAAGAGACUGCAACAAGACAUGGCUAUAAUCGACGGGGCUCACCAAGACCUCUCGACGCAACACCAACAGCUACGUGUCGCUCUGGAAUCCGAUCAAAAGGAAAAUGCAUCGUUGAAGGAACGAAUUCGUCAAGUGAACCAAGAAAAUGAACAGCUCAAGCCCCAACUUGAAAAGCUUAAGUCCGAUGCAAGACAGCAGAAGGGCCUAGUGGCCAUCAACAAAAAGCAACUUGCUACCAAUGAGGCGGAACGGGAUAGAUUGGAGGCAGAGAUAGCCGCGGCGCAAAAGGAAGUCGAAGAUGCUCAACGAGAGGCCGAAGAGUCGGCACGGCUACUUGAGGCAUCGCAAAGGGAGCUGGAAGAGGCUCGCAACGUGCCCAUUCCUACCGUAAAGAGCCCUCCUGCUGUCACAAGCCCUGCCCCGUCCACCAGUUCGAAUCCCUUCUUCAGGCGAACUACAGAAGCCGCAUCUCCUCCGCCCACUUCCCAGGAAGUCCCUGCGCAGGCCAGCCACACUACUUUCGACAGUAUUUUUGGACCUUCAUUUAUAUCAUCGACGGCCCCUGCGCCUGCAGUUUCGUUUUCCGGACAGGAGUCACCACCAAGCGCUCCAUCAAACGUCCCUCACAUUGAAUCCCCUGUUUCCUCUUCUACUCCAAGGGAAGUUGAAGCUCCUGCGCUGGCAAAAUCAGGGCAAAUCAGUUCUGCAGCUCUCCCCUUUCGAAGACCACUGGAAAGAGGAGAUUCGAUCAGUUCUUCCGUCAGGGUGGCGCCCCCUGCAAGUCGAAUGAGUCCUGCUGAUACCCCACGUGCAUUGACUCCUACGACGGAUGCCUCCAGCCCGACCGGACAAAGAAGCGUCACAGAAGAUCCUUUCACGGCUGCCGCACCGGACGAAGAGCAGGAGUCUGUCCGUCAGACGCUGCCCCAACCAGGUCCAACUCAGGAAAUUGGCGAGGCAACUUUUGGCCAGCCCUCAGCCGGGGAGCCUGGACCACAUGACAUCCCCGGUGGAUUUCCCACGGACUCACGAUCCAAGACCCCAGCCUCAAGUCGUUCUGGGUCGGAAGCUGCCGCCACGCCCAACGGUGGAGAGGGGCAGACUAUCUCCGGAUCUGCACCUCAGUCGAAGACCCCUGAGCAAAAUUUCGACGAUCUCUUUGGAGGUCUGGCUCAUCAAAGAACGGCAUCGCAGCAAGCUGCAGAUUUUGACUCUGCUUUUGCCGGGAUCUCAAACCCACCAGCCACCAACGGUACCGAAGCAGCCGGUAACAAAGAAUUCCCUGACAUCCAGGAGCUUGAUGACGACGAUGAUAGCAGCGAGUCGAGUGACGAGACGCCCAUGAAGUUCGAGGACGACUUCAAUAGCGCGACAUCCCCGCGUGGUGCGCCAGCUGAGACGGACACCACGACUGGAAAACAACCGGAAAUCCCCCCUCCAUCGAAUGAAACACUGUCACCAAGACCUCCCAUGGCAGGGCCGGCCUCUACUGCAACCUCCCUACCAGGUGCUGAUCAGCAGGUGUCGCCUCCGGCCUAUGGUGACUCGGACUCACACGACAAUCGUAAUCAUUUCCCGAGGGAAUAUAAAGGACUCCUGCCAGAGAGGGAAGAUCCUACAGCUUCGCCUCCAACAGCUGGCGGUUCCACCAAUCCACCACCGCCACCAAGCGGAAGUCCUCCUGCCUAUGGCCCACAAGUGCAUGAGAGACCAUCAGAGCCUAAAGCCACCGCGCCACCGCCCACCAAUGCAGGCCCGUUUGAUUUUGACUCUGCGUUCGAGGGCGUUGGGUCUGCUCCGGUCGAAGAUGAUGAUGACGCGGAUGAUGAAGAUGAGGCGGACGUGUUCAACCCAGCCAAGACCACUUUAGACUUUGAUCCUACCUUCGAUUCGCCGGCUCAAUCGCAUGCUUCCAUUGUUCCCCAUCAGUCUACACACGAUUCUGUCACGAACGGCACGACCCAACCUGCCAGCGACGACUUCUUUAGACAUAAUGGAGCGAUAGCAACGAGCACUGGUGGUCCACAGUCUGCCGCCUCGCCUGUCUCCCAUGAUUGGGAUGCCCUCUUUGCGCCGUUGAAUUCGAACACGACUGUGGUAGAGCCCGUGUCUGCACCGGUAGGCCCGACUCCGCCUCCGAAAGAGUCGGGAUCUGCCGCACCCCAGAUCACCGGUCUUGCGCCAAGAUCUGGACGGCCUCAGCCGGGACGCGCUUUGAGCACGGGUACAGAACAUGAUGAUCCUAUUCUGAAGAGAUUGACUGCGAUGGGAUGGUCGCGUGACGAGAGUCUGGCCGCCCUGGAGAAGUUUGACUACAACAUCGACAAGGUAAGCGGUCUCGCAAUGUUUGGUGGAUAA